Molecule: messenger RNA, 3535 nt
Organism: Motacilla alba alba
Lineage: Eukaryota; Metazoa; Chordata; Aves; Passeriformes; Motacillidae
Gene: FAM222A
Product: family with sequence similarity 222 member A
Exons: 3
Coding region: 708-2114 (468 amino acids)
Source: RefSeq, a predicted model, not a curated record
UUUCGCCUGGGGAAAAAAAAAAAAAAAAGAAAAAAAAGCCGUUUUCUCCUCCAUCCCGGGCAGGAAAGCGCCCGAUCCCACCGCGACACCGGAGCGGGUGGUGGCAGAGCAGGACCCCGCCAUGGACCCCGCGCCUGGUGUGGAUCCCGCCGGUCACAAAGGAGAGGGAAGAAGGACCCACCCAGCGAUGGUUUAUUUAACACCCGUCUCCCUGGCUGCCUCCGCCGGGUCAGGAGGCUCUGCCGGGGAAAAUCCCCCCUGGAAAAAGCUCAGCUGCUGAGGCAGCAUCCCUGUGGCGUCUUCUGGACCAUCGGCGCUGGGAAUACGAUUCACCGGGGACGAGGCAUCGUGGUCCCCGAGAUCUCCUGGGCAGCACGGCUGGGUAUCCACCGGAGCGGCCGCCGGCUCCAGCCGGGGACGAGCGAGCUGUGCCGCCUCUCCGGCUCGGUCCCCGGCAGAAAUGAGGUGUUGCCGGUGCCAGCAGCUCAGCCCCAGCGUCCCGAUCCAGCUCCGGGGAGAGCCGUCACAUCGUGGAGAUUUAAUGGCUGGAGAGGCAGGGCCUGGACGCAGCGAGCCGGCGGCGGCACGGCACGGCACGGCUCGCUGCAGGGCACGGCUGCAACCGGGGCUCGGCUCCGGCCCUGCGGGGUAUUUCCGAGGACAGGCAGUGGCAAAGUUUUCCAGCCGUGCUUGGUGUUUGCCAAGGGAUGAAUUCAUUGGCAGUGGUGGUUAGCCCGGCUCUGGUUGUCAGGAUCUCCGUAGGGAGGAUUUUGAUGCGUAUUUAUGUGGCACGGGGCGGCAACGCCCGCAGGGAAGCCCGGACCAUGCUGGCCUGCCUGCAGAGGACCCAGAACCCCCCAGCCCAGCACCUCCCCUGCCCCAACAAGGCACUGGAGCCACGCAAGUGCGAGACAGCCCCCAUGCAUUCCCCGCGCUACCCCAGCCCCGCCGAGCUGGACGCCUACGCACAGAAGGUGGCCAACAGCCCGCUGACCAUCAAGAUCUUCCCCACCAACAUCAGGGUCCCCCAGCACAAGCACCUUAACCGGACGGUGAACGGCUACGACACCACGGGGCAGAGGUACAGCCCCUACCCCCUGCACGCCGGCGGCUACCAGGGGCUGCUGGCCAUCGUCAAAGCCUCCGGCAAAAGCGUGGUGAAGAACUCGGAGGGGAAGCGGACUAAGCUCUCGCCCGCCCAGGUGGGCGUCGCUCCCUACCCCGCCUCAAGCACUUUAGCUCAAGGUCCCUCCUGCGCCGGGCAGCUGAGCUACCACGGCGGCCAGAAGCAGCUGGAGGGUCCCGUGCCCCCCAACGUGACGGUGGCGGCCUCGGUGCUGCCGCUGGCGGGCAGGAGCCUGGCCCUGCCGCCCUCCAACCUGCCCUCCAUCCAGAGCAUCAUCUACCAGAUCAAUCAGCAGUGCCAGGCGCAGGGUGCCCAGCCCGGCUGCCCGGCCGUCGUGGCCGCCCACCCCAGCCCCGCCAAGCACGGCGCCUUCGGCCCCGGCUACGGCGGCACCGUCCUGCCCGAGUGCCGCAAGGGCGCCGAGCUGCCGCUGGGCUCCAACCCGGCCGCCGCCCUGGGACCCAAGGCGGGCGUUUACCCCGAGGGCAUGGACUACCUGGUGUGGCAGCAGAAGCAGCAGCAGCAGCACCUGCGAAUGUACAGCGGGGGCAGCGGCGGCGGGGGGGCUCUCAGCAAGUCCCCCGAGACGUGCGCGGGCGCCUCGCGGCCCUACGGCCUGGGCGGCGCCGCCGACAAGGUGAGCUCGUCCCCCUUGAACUGCAUGCACGGCAACUUCGCGGUGGGGCAGUACUUCGCUCCCCCCUGGAACAGCAUCCUGGUGACCCCCAACAGCGACUGUUACAACCCGCCGGAGCUGGGGGCCGCGCCCCGCGAGCUGGGGGUGCCCCCGGCCGAGGGGCUGCCCAGCAAGACCCUCUGCAAUACCUCCAUCCUCAGCAGCAGCCUCCAGUCCCUGGAGUAUCUCAUCAACGACAUCCACCCGCCCUGCAUCAAGGAGCAGAUGCUGGGCAAGGGCUACGAGACCGUGUCUGUGCCAAGGCUCUUGGACCACCAGCACGCCCACAUCCGCCUGCCCGUCUACAGAUAAGGGACCGAUGCUGCUCUUCCCAAACCCAGGGCGAGGACUUUGGCGCGAGCUGCGGGUAGCGGACCGCGGCAGCGAGGGCGGGGGACGGGGAGGGGGACGCGGGGUCGGCUGCCGGAAGGGCUCCCGGGACGCUGGCAUUGCACCGGGGUCCCCAGACUGGACACACCCGCGACCCGCUGGAAGCCGAGGCCGAAGGACCGCUUGUCUAUAUAGCUCAGAAAUCAUUUUAUCUCCACGAAUGUGAACAGGGAAUUGCUACGAGUUGCUGCUAUCCAGGGAGGGGAGGCUCUGCUGUGCUGGCGGUGCCCAGAGCGGGGCAGAGCCCGGUGCCGUGGCCGGCCGGGAGGCUCCAGGGUGGGUCCCAGCCCGGUGUGUGGCUCCGUGGUGGCCAGUGCUGACCUGGCAGCUGUCCAGGAGGCUCCACAGUGGCCGGUCCUGGCACGGCAGUGGCCGGGAGGCUCCGUAGUGGCCAGUGCCAGCCUAGUGGUGGCCGGUGCCAGCCCGGCGUGUGGCCGGUGCGUGGCCGCAGGGAGCUGGCGCCUGACCUGUAGCUGAAGUCCGUAACUUGCACUGCUUUGAUUAAAGCUAAUAACUGGGGACAGUCUGGAGGCUAUUUAAGAAAAAACACUUGAAAACUUGAACAGAUUUUUUUUUUUUUAAUUUUGUUUGGUUUGUUUGUUUUUUUUUUUUUAAGUUGACUAGGCUGUACAUCUACGUGUUGGCUGCUACAGAGUCUCCUCUCCCACCCCUCUUCCUCCUCAUCCUCCUCCUCUCGCCCGGCCCAACAGUGGCCACGGCUCCUAUUCCCACUCAGCCAGGAGGUUUGGGACCCCCUCAGCCCCUCUCUCCUGGGAACCCCCGGCUCUCACACUUCCAGGCUGUUUUAUUUCCCCCCUUACUGUCAGUUCUACCUUGGUUCUGGGUCACGGUACUGGGGCGCUCACAUACCUCCUUUUUUUUCUCUUUUUUUUUUUUUUUUUAAAGAAAAAAACCCAGACAAAUCCAAAAUUAUUACGGUCUGUUAUUCACUCUGUGUAAUACUGUGUUUAAUAGAUUUGUUCAUUUACAAAAGGCUCCUCACCAUGAAAUACAAAGUGUUUUGAUGUUUAAAGGUAAAAGAAGAAUAAUAUCCCGAUGAAACCCAAGGCGAUUGUGCUCGGAAAAGAGGUACUGUAUCCCUGAAAGCCUGUUCAAGCACUAAGUGCAUUUACAAAUCUCUGAGAAUGUUUUUUUUUUAUACUAAAAUUGACCAUUAUAUUCUACUGUGAGAAGUGCUGGCUGCACUAUAUUGUUUUAAAAAUGAGAAAACAAAAUGAAAAAAAAAGAAAAAAGAAAGAAAAAAAAAAAAAAACCAACACAAAACCCGCAAGCCGUGUGUCCGGAUGGUGUUUUUCCCAAAGUAAAACCAGGAUCUCGCUGGA